This is a messenger RNA of Prunus persica (peach), 895 nucleotides long. RefSeq lists its product as uncharacterized. The transcript is spliced from 4 exons. The record is from RefSeq and is a predicted model, not a curated record. NCBI's taxonomy places the organism in Eukaryota, Viridiplantae, Streptophyta, Magnoliopsida, Rosales, Rosaceae. Gene Ontology annotation, cellular component: chloroplast. Bases 239 to 511 code for a protein of 90 amino acids.
UGAAUUAUGUAAUUAUAAACGAAAAAUAAAUAAUUUUGUAGCAUCACGCCGUGAUUUUCGGCUUGCUACGGUGGCAACAAGAAAAAAAAGGAAAAGAAAAAAAUUGCAUUUUUGGGUGUAAACAAAUUUAAUUUAAAAUGAAUAAUACAGUCGUCGAAGAUUAAACAAGAAAAAAGGCUGCCGGCAGUAAGUUUUAGACCACCACAUCACAACAGAUCUGAAACCCUUCGACCCCGCCAUGGCCUCGUGGCCUUCAUCGUCCGAUCCCUCUAAUCAGCAGGCUGCUAUAAGAAAGAGAAGCCCGGGGUCCCAAUUUAAGUUCUUGGUUCCUCUUAUAUAUGCCCCUGUUCUUCCGCUCAUUCGACUGUCGCUGCGUAAGAACCCAGUUGUACGGGACCGUUUGUUUACUGCUGUGUUGGUGGGAGCAUUUGCUCAUGGCUUUUAUUUGGUAAUCUAUACUAUAAUGAUGGAGCAGAAGGGGAUGGUAAAGCACAUUUCUUUCUUUGCAUGAGAUGAAGUCCUUGUAUAAAAAAGCAUGCAAAAUGUGCCCGUCUGCUCUUCUCUCAUUGUACCACCAGUGUAUGUUCUGGUGGUAGACCACAUGUGAGAGGAGCAAGGGCAGGGGAAUUGGUUUUCGAGAAAUAUUUUCACUUUCUAGUUAGAAUUUGUAUGAAUAAUGUGAUAAUGGAUUGGAGAUGUCAGUUGUUGAAAUAGAUUACCUUCAACCUCAGUUGAAUACAUAACAGUAUGACUCAUUCUGUCUUGUGUGCUUGUGAGACGAAGUUAUGCAACUGCAUCCUGAUGUGGUUCCUUUUGAGAAUUGGAAUUCCAGAAUCAGAUUUAUGUUCCUGUAAUUGGUACUCAAUAAUUUUCUAGUUUUAUGAUCUCUUCAAAA